Cydia amplana is the source of this 653-nucleotide messenger RNA. Its product is annotated as lopap-like. Gene Ontology annotation, molecular function: pigment binding. Lineage: Eukaryota; Metazoa; Arthropoda; Insecta; Lepidoptera; Tortricidae. Gene Ontology annotation, cellular component: cytoplasm. The record is from RefSeq and is a predicted model, not a curated record. Gene Ontology annotation, biological process: response to reactive oxygen species; lipid metabolic process. Bases 24 to 644 code for a protein of 206 amino acids. The transcript is spliced from 4 exons.
UUAGUACCUAGUGUAAUAGUAAGAUGGAUAAAAUUAUUUGUGGUCUAUUAGCUUUCAUUUGUUUCAUCCAGUGUUUGUGUGUAGCGCAAAUAGUGAAGUUUGGAACAUGCCCUGAUGUCAAGACCAUGAAGUAUUUUGAAUUGGAAAAGUUCCUCGGUGUUUGGUACGAAAUAGAGCGGUUCCCGACGUGGUACGAGGAUCAAGGCGACUGCGCGUACAAACGCAUAAAUGCGUGCGGGCGCCAUAUUGAAAUCGAGCACGUGUACGUAAAAGACGGCAUCGAGUACGUACUUCAUGUGAACACGACGUAUUCUGCUGGAGACGAGGCUGUUUUCGUCAUACAGGAGAGUAAUAUCGAUCCAAUGGGCAUACCAAUAUCAGUACUAACGACGGACUACACCAACUACGCGGUUAUCUACGGUUGUAGGAACAGUGAAGAAAUGAAUCUGAUGUACAUUUCAGCCUGGAUCGCGUCCCGCUCGUCCACUCUCGACCCAGAGACGCUAGACAGAGCGCGUCGCGAGCUCAGCUCCAUCCCCUUUGCCAGUGCAGCGUACUUGGAGAGAGUCGAGCAGGAGAAAUGCAGUUUCCACUGGACGGCACAUGUCGAGGCAGUUAUUGCACCUGUCGAUGAAGAAUCUUAGACGGCUAUU